AUGGCCGCGGUUCCCGAGGUGCUGCAGCAGCAGGACGAGGACCGAACAAAGCUGAGAUCUGUGUCUGUGGACUUGAAUGUUGAUCCCUCACUUCAGAUUGACAUACCUGAUGCACUCAGUGAAAGAGAUAAGGUCAAGUUUACAGUACACACCAAGACCACACUGCCCACGUUUCAGAGCCCAGAGUUUUCUGUUAUAAGGCAACAUGAAGACUUCGUAUGGCUCCAUGACACUCUUUCUGAAACUGCAGACUAUGCUGGGCUUAUCAUUCCACCUGCUCCUACAAAGCCUGACUUUGAUGGCCCUCGAGAGAAGAUGCAGAAACUGGGGGAGGGUGAAGGGUCUAUGACCAAAGAAGAAUUUGCCAAGAUGAAGCAAGAAUUGGAAGCUGAAUAUCUUGCUGUCUUUAAGAAGACUGUAUCCUCCCAUGAAGUCUUUCUUCAGCGGCUUUCUUCUCACCCUGUUCUCAAUAAAGAUCGCAACUUUCAUGUUUUCCUGGAAUACGAUCAGGAUUUAAGUGUUAGGCGGAAAAACACCAAAGAGAUGUUUGGUGGCUUUUUUAAAAGUGUGGUGAAAAGUGCUGAUGAAGUCCUUUUUUCUGGAGUUAAGGAGGUAGAUGACUUCUUUGAGCAAGAGAAGAAUUUCCUCAUUAACUAUUAUAAUAGGAUCAAGGAUUCAUGUGCAAAAGCUGACAAAAUGACCAGAUCUCAUAAAAAUGUUGCAGAUGAUUAUAUCCACACUGCAGCCUGCCUGCAUAGCCUGGCUUUAGAGGAACCCACAGUCAUCAAAAAGUACCUGUUGAAGGUUGCUGAGCUGUUUGAAAAACUUAGGAAAGUAGAGAGUCGAGUCUCCUCAGAUGAAGAUUUAAAGCUGACAGAGCUCCUUCGAUACUAUAUGCUCAACAUAGAGGCUGCUAAGGAUCUAUUAUACAGGCGCACCAAAGCCCUCAUUGACUAUGAGAACUCAAACAAAGCGUUGGAUAAGGCCCGGUUAAAAAGCAAAGAUAUCAAGUUGGCUGAGACACACCAGCAGGAAUGCUGCCAGAAAUUUGAACAGCUUUCUGAAUCUGCAAAAGAAGAACUAAGCAAUUUCAAGCGAAAGAGAGUGGCAGCAUUUAGGAAAAAUUUAAUUGAAAUGUCUGAACUGGAAAUAAAGCAUGCUAGGAACAAUGUCUCCCUCUUGCAGAGCUGCAUUGACCUGUUCAAGAACAACUGA
Molecule: messenger RNA, 1215 nt
Organism: Pipistrellus nathusii (Nathusius's pipistrelle)
Lineage: Eukaryota; Metazoa; Chordata; Mammalia; Chiroptera; Vespertilionidae
Source: the annotation of a GenBank genome assembly